This is a messenger RNA of Sparassis crispa, 765 nucleotides long. RefSeq lists its product as hypothetical. The record is from RefSeq and is a predicted model, not a curated record. Bases 1 to 765 code for a protein of 254 amino acids. NCBI's taxonomy places the organism in Eukaryota, Fungi, Basidiomycota, Agaricomycetes, Polyporales, Sparassidaceae. The transcript is spliced from 2 exons.
AUGCAAUCGCAUGUCAGCCCCGAGGUGAUGGACGAGGUCCUAAACAGUCCCGAAAUGAUGGCAAAGAUCUAUUGGACUGAAGAACCGAACAGAGAGUGCAGUGGCUGCGGCAAACGAAAGUCCCCCACAGUUAUAUUGAAGAAGUGCAGCGGGUGUUACUGGAAGGAGUACUGUUCCUCAGAAUGCCAGAAAAAAGACUGGCCUGUCCACAAAACCAUCUGCCGUGAAAGACAAGCGACACGGCGUGACCUGGAGGAGAUUCAGAAGGGCAUGUGGACAGACAUAUACGACUGGAUACCCCGUCACCGCCAGCCCAUGUUCGAUGCCCUCAUGGCGGCACUAAACCUUCGCCAUCAUCCACAUGCUCACGAGGACUUUUUCCUUGAGCUGGAAUUAGUCUACAAUGCCCAGGAGAAGACCGUUCGGAGACGCUUUGAGCUGCAGUCUGCCGCCGUGAGGGAUUGGCAGACCUUCCUCGACAAUGACUAUGAGGGGUUUUUCGCCCGCCGCUACGCAGAUCGAUUGCAGUUUGAUGAAGAGUCCAAGAAGCAUCCUGGUGGGUACGGAUGCGCAUACGCUAUCAUCUCCAUGGUCCUUCCGGGGGGAGAUUCGAGACUAUUCACAGACGUACCAUAUCGCCUCAACGUAGCUCAUGUGACGGGGCUAGCGUAUGGGUUAACAACGUGGAGGACAGAACUAGCGCGAGAUUUGGAAAAGAGUGCAGGGAGGCAAAAGGGAGGUAAAAAGAAAGCUGGGAAGAAGUAG